This is a messenger RNA of Colletotrichum tamarilloi, 924 nucleotides long. RefSeq lists its product as uncharacterized. Lineage: Eukaryota; Fungi; Ascomycota; Sordariomycetes; Glomerellales; Glomerellaceae. Bases 1 to 924 code for a protein of 307 amino acids. The transcript is spliced from 5 exons. The record is from RefSeq and is a predicted model, not a curated record.
AUGGUUCAAUCAGACAAAAUCCCUUUCUCGGAAGUCUUUCCAUGGGCCACCUUCCGCCGACAGGCAAAGGCGGACCUUGCACCACCUACGACGAGCUUCGAAGGAAAGACAGUCCUCCUAGUUGGCGCCACCGGCGCAAUCCUUUCAGAAGCGGCCCGGAUUAUUACCACCCUCAGUGUCUCAACUCUCAUUUUGGCAGUCCGAAAUGUCGCAAAGGGCGAAUCCUUGGCUGAUGAACUGAGGAAAGCAAUCGAAGAGGGCUCUCGCCAACAGCCAAAAAUCACGGUGAUGGAAGUAGACCUCUUAUCCUUUGAUAGUGUUCAGACUUUUGCGGCCAGAAUCAACGAUUUACAGAACCGUAUCGAUGUGGUGGUCAUGGGUUCUGCUAUCAUGAAUGAUGAGACUAGAGUGACGGCAGAUGGCUGGGAAGAGACCGAUGGAGAAACUCAACCAGUGGUGCUCUGCAGUCUCACCAGCGCAGCAAUCCGCUCCGCAGCCCCGAUGGUCGAGCUCCCAGAUGAUGCUGAAGACUGCUACCUUGAGCAGGUCAGUAAUGUCAAAGACGCCGCUACACAGAAGAGCUACCAGUAUGGGCUUGCAAAGAUCAUUCACGCAUGCUGGAUCAGGGAGCUCUGCGCACGCCAUCUUACCGGCAGUAAUCCGAGGAUUCACGUUCACCAGCUGGAUCCGGGUGCCUGUUUCACGCCACUCAGCUCACAAGUUUUGAUCGGUCGGCUGCUGCUUUGGUUCAUUGGAUCGCAUGGGAAGUUGCUGGUUGAUUACGAUGUUGCUCCGUACCCUGAGUUCAUGGACAGGACACUCGGAUUGGAACUUCAACGGAGGGUCUGGCUAGAAACGAGCCAGGUGUUGGAGAGCUUGGUCACCCCUCAGGCGAAAGGUUUCCUCUUUGGCCAAAGUUCGUGA